This is a messenger RNA of Oncorhynchus keta (chum salmon), 3033 nucleotides long. RefSeq names its product potassium voltage-gated channel subfamily G member 4-like. Lineage: Eukaryota; Metazoa; Chordata; Actinopteri; Salmoniformes; Salmonidae. Gene Ontology annotation, molecular function: delayed rectifier potassium channel activity; protein binding. The record is from RefSeq and is a predicted model, not a curated record. The coding region runs from base 642 to 2294 and encodes 550 amino acids. Gene Ontology annotation, biological process: potassium ion transmembrane transport; protein homooligomerization. Gene Ontology annotation, cellular component: membrane; voltage-gated potassium channel complex. The transcript has 7 exons.
GAGAGAGAGAGAGAGAGAGAGAGAGAGAGAGAUUUUUUCGGAGGACAGAACCGUUAGAUAAUCGCUUUUAUUCUCAAAUCUGACAAAGCGCUUCCAGUUGCCGCCUGUCCCCAACCACCUGCUGGAUCCAAUGUAGACGAUGUGGAAUUAAUACGGAUAGGAGAAAAACACUCCAGAUUAGUUCCCGAAAGUGAACGCGCUGUACCUACUCUGUAGGGACGGACCUGUGUUGCGGGGAGACGAGCAGUUCCCACUGGGCACAGACGUCAAUUCAAAGUAUAGUCCACGUGAAACAACGUCGAUUCAACCAGUGUGUGCCCAGUGGGUUGUGUUUGGAACAACACAAGAGCUCUCGGGGUAGCCUAAACAUGGACAGAUAUCACUACCAUUUCGUUUCGUACUUUGUUUUCGCUCCCGGUCAGUUUUUGAAUAGGCCUACCAUAGUUCGUAAAGUUGUCUGCGUGCAGCGGAGCGCACAUAUGGCUGGUCAAUUUGAAGGAUGUUGACGCGAAAUAAUUCGCCUAUGAUGGAAGUCAAUUCACCAUAAAGUAAGAGAGGAUAAAACGAGUUGUCAGCGACGGUCCGCGGACCUCUUCCUGACCACCUGACCAUACACACAUACACACCGUCCCAAUGCCACCAUGCCCAUCAUCAGCAACGCUAACCAUGACUUCACCAACUACUCGGUCAGCAGUGACAACAGCAGUCUGGACCGCUUCUUCACAGAGUGCCCAGAGACAGAGACAGUCAAGGGAGUGUACUAUCAGAGUGCCCAGCUGCUCCGCAACGACCCCAACGGGGCCUGGCCCUCUGUCGACCACACCCUGCAGGCCUUGAUCAACGUAGGGGGUAACCGCUACACGUUCCCCUGGACCACCCUGGAGCAGUUCCCUCUCACUCGGCUUGGGCGGCUUCGUCUCUGCACCAGCCCCGAGGGCAUCGGCAGGCUCUGUGACGACUACGACGAGACCCAGAGGGAGUACUUUUUCGACCGGAACCCCACAGCGUUCCGGGUCAUCUUGAACUUCCUGGCGGCCGGGAAGCUCCGCCUCCUGCGGGAGCUGUGCGCGGUGUCAUUGCACGAUGAGCUGGACUACUGGGGGGUCGACCCCGCCCACAUGGAACGCUGCUGCCGCCGGCGCAUGUUGACACGUGUCGAGGAGGUGGCGGAGCGUGAGCGUAAGGAGGAGGAGUGGAGACAGAGGAGGAUGAAGCUACAGAGGCUUCCCCUGUUGGCUGAGACGGAGACGGGUUACCGCAGGCUGAUGAGCAGGUUGAGAGAGGUGGUGGAGAACCCCCAGUCUGGCUUGGCAGGGAAGAUGUUCGCCUGCUUCUCUGUGAUCAUGGUAGCUGUGACAGUCAUCAGCCUCUGUAUCAGCACCAUGCCUGAUCUACGCCAAGAGGAGAGCAAGGGCGAGUGUUCCCAGAAGUGUCGUCACAUGUUUGUUGUGGAGACGGUGUGCGUAGCCUGGUUCUCCUUGGAGUUCAUGCUGCGGUUCCUCCAUGCUCGAUCCAAACUAGAAUUUGCCCGCGGGCCCCUGAACAUCAUUGAUGCUGUGGCCAUCCUACCCUACUACAUUUCUCUGGUGGUGGUGGAAAACAACACUCUGGAGGAUGGCAGUGCAGGAGCAGGUAGGGUGUACCUGGACAAGCUGGGUCUGGUCCUGCGGCUGAUGCGUGCGUUGCGUAUCCUGUAUGUGAUGCGGCUGGCGCGCCACUCCCUGGGCCUCCAGACCCUGGGCCUGACCAUGCAACGCAGCACCCAAGAGUUCAGCCUCCUGCUGCUCUUCAUCACCGUCGGCAUGGCCCUCUUCUCUCCCAUGGUGCACCUGGCUGAGAGUGAGCUGGCGCCCAACGCCGCCACCGCGCCCCAGCACAGCUUCAGCAGCAUCCCAGCUUCCUAUUGGUGGGCCAUCAUCUCCAUGACGACCGUGGGCUACGGAGACAUGGUGCCGAGGAGCAUCCCGGGUCAGGUGGUAGCGCUGAGCAGCAUCCUGAGUGGAAUUCUCAUCAUGGCGUUUCCUGCUACUUCCAUCUUCCACAUGUUCUCCAGGAGCUACCAGGAGCUGAAGCUGGAGCACGAGAGGCUGUGGAAGGAGGAGACGGGGGCCGCUCUGGCCGCUGACAACCUGGAGAACAGGAGGGAAAGGGAGGUGGAGAGGGAGGCGGAAGUAGAGAUGAAGGCGGAAGCUGUCGCGGAAACGGACAGCCACUGGCCCAGACGCCUAGACUUUGUGGAGUCUCUGUGCCAGUCCCCAGGCUAUGCUCCCGGCUUGGGGGGGAAAGAGGGAUGAUGGGAGGGAUGACAGAGGGGCAGCAGGCUAUACUCCCGGCUGGGGGAAACAGAGGGAUGAUGGGAGGGAUGACAGAGGAACAGCAGGCUAUACUCCCGGCUGCAGCAUUCUGAUCUGAAGAAGGAUACCAGACCUGAUGCUAAGUCCUACAUUGUAAAAAGUGGGAUGACACUGUUGUUCGUCUGAAUUGCCUUUUCUGAUUGGUAUAAUAGAAAAUUAGGCUUUGGUUCGUUCAACUUGUUCUAUGCUAUUUUUCUGAAAUCAAAUAACACAUUUGAGAGAUCAGUUUUCUUCUUUUUUCGAUCUUGUCUCAUCGCUGCAACUCCCCAACGGGCUCGGGAGAGACGAAGGUGCUUCCUCUGAAACAUGACCCGUCAAACUACGAUUCUUAACACCCCCCCACUUAACCCAGAACUCAGCCGCACCAAUGUGUCAGAGGAAACACCGUUCAACAGAUGUCCAGGGUCAGCCUGCAGGCACCCGGCCCACCACAAGGAGUCGCUAGAGCACGAUGAGCCAAGUAAAGCCCCGCCGGCCAAACCCUCCCCUAACCCGGACGACACUGGGCCAAACUCUCCCCUAACCCGGACGACGCUGGGCCAAUUGUGCACUGUCCUAUGGCCACGACCGGUUGCGACACAGCCCGGUCAGCCUCUAGCACUGCGAUGCAGUGCCUAAGACCACUGCGCCACUUGACCCGUGAUUUUUUUAAUUGAAUGAAAUCGAUAUUCGCAUUAAA